This is a messenger RNA of Funneliformis geosporum, 213 nucleotides long. The record is from the annotation of a GenBank genome assembly. NCBI's taxonomy places the organism in Eukaryota, Fungi, Glomeromycota, Glomeromycetes, Glomerales, Glomeraceae.
AUGGAUAAUAAAUUUACAAGCCGUAAAACUCUUCAAAAAUGUAGAGCUAGAGAGAAUGAAAUACAAAAUGAACAUGAAAUAUGUCUUGCAAGGAACUGUGAAUAUAAGCAGCAAAAAAGAGAGAAAGAGAAUGCUGAAGAAAAUGAGACGCAUCUUGAACGAAGGACCUAUUUGAAUAACUUAAAUCAAAAUUUGAAUUCACAACAGCGAUGA